AUUCACGACUGUCGACAGUACAGUUGACAAUCAAGCUAUCACAAGUGUGAUAGAAGGAUCAUCGCUCCUGUAAAAUUAAAAGAAGAGAUUUGUAAACUUCUACGUCAUAUUCACAGUGAAAAAACAACUGGCCGAAGUGUCACAAAAAAAUCAAGUCUGAAAGCUAAGUGAAAUAUACAAAAGGAAGGAAGAAAGUAUUGAACGAUGGUGGAUUACAGCAAGUGGAAAAGCAUCGAAAUCUCAGAUGACGAAGAUGAUACACAUCCAAAUAUUGAUACACCAUCACUAUUCAGAUGGCGGCAUCAGGCACGAAUUGAGAGAAUGGAAGAACGUAAAAAAGAACAUGAAGAACAUGAAAGAAAAAAAGCAGAGACAUUAAAAAAACUAAAAAACACAAAGGAAAAGCUGGCUAGAUUAGAAAGUGAACAAAAAGAUUCAGGUGAUUUAACUGCACUGAAAAAAGUUCUUCAGGAUCUUGAGGAGGAAGAAAAAAAGAUUAAAGAGAGGGAGGAUGAAAUAGAGAAGAAAGAGAGAUUAACACCAUGGAAUGUAGAUACUAUUGGUCAAGAUGGCUUUACAAAAACUGUGAUAAAUAAAAAGCCUCCUAGAAGUGACGAUGAUUCUAGUCUGUCUGAUGAAGAAAAAGAGAAACGAAUGAAGCAGUUUGUCAAGGAAAACGAGAAGAAGCUCAAGGAAUUCGGCAUGCUGAGAAAGUAUGACGACAGUAAGAAAUUUCUGUUAGAUAAUCCACAUUUGGUUUGUGAGAACACAGCUAACUAUUUGGUCAUUUGGUGCAUCAAUUUGGAGAUGGAAGAAAAACAUGACCUGAUGGAACAUGUGGCUCAUCAAUGCAUAUGCAUGCAAUACAUACUGGAGCUGUCCAAGCAAUUGGACGUUGAUCCGCGAGCAUGUGUUGGCUCCUUUUUCAGUCGCAUUCUAAUCGCCGAAGUGGAGUAUAAGAACUCUUUCGAAGACGAGCUACGAGCAUUUAAGGACAGAAUACGUAAGAGAGCAGCGGAGAAGAUAGACGACGCUGUUCGCCAGGCAGAAGAGGAGGAAAAGAAGGCUCGCUUAGGUCCCGGUGGUCUUGAUCCCGUGGAAGUGUUCGAAAGUCUUCCAGAGUCUCUACAAAAAUGCUUCGAGACACAGGAUAUUUCUCUGCUACAACAAACAAUAGCCACAAUGCCAGGAGAGGAAGCGACAUAUCACAUGAAACGAUGCGUCGACAGUGGUCUGUGGGUUCCCGAUGCGAAAGCCAAGGAAAAGGAGGAGCAGAACGCUGCGAAGGAAACGCCAGAUCCGGAGUAAAUGACGCAUUUUUAAUCGACUGCACCGUACGUAGGAUACUCAGUGUGUGAAAAAUCAAUAUCUCUCAUUUACACGAGUAUUCUUUGCGAGAUGGAUACGUUGAAAUAAAGUCGUCAUUAAUGGAAAACGUCGGAAAUACGAUUAUUAUCUGCAUCAACCGCUUUUAUCGCGUAUUAUUUCACAAUACAUUCUAUUAAUUUGACUUGAAUUAGUUUACAAAUACUUUUUCGUACAUAACAAUCAUUUGGAACAUAUACGAGAAGUGUAGCAAUAUGAAUAAACCGAGUAGAAUAACUAUUUCUCAUUUUUUUGAGCAAGUAA
Messenger RNA from Odontomachus brunneus, 1629 nucleotides. RefSeq names its product hsp90 co-chaperone Cdc37 (gene Cdc37). Gene Ontology annotation, cellular component: cytoplasm. The record is from RefSeq and is a predicted model, not a curated record. The transcript is spliced from 6 exons. Lineage: Eukaryota; Metazoa; Arthropoda; Insecta; Hymenoptera; Formicidae. The coding region runs from base 205 to 1308 and encodes 367 amino acids. Gene Ontology annotation, biological process: protein folding; protein stabilization. Gene Ontology annotation, molecular function: protein-folding chaperone binding; heat shock protein binding; protein kinase binding.